Camellia sinensis is the source of this 1273-nucleotide messenger RNA. The record is from RefSeq and is a predicted model, not a curated record. NCBI's taxonomy places the organism in Eukaryota, Viridiplantae, Streptophyta, Magnoliopsida, Ericales, Theaceae.
AGCGACGGCCGCGUCAUCGACGUUUGGUAUUAAACGUCACGAAAAGAAUUAGUGACGUUUUUAGUACUUUAGAUUUUCCAGCAGUGAUAGUUAUAACAUUUCUCUAUUAACAAUCUUGGUGAUCCAUUUAUAGAGAGCAACUAUAUAGUCCAUUCCGGGCAGUUUGAAGUGGGUGUAUUGGAUUGGUUUACCCGCCUAUGGGAACUUGAGAAGAACAAAUAUUGGGGUUACAUUACAAAUUGUGGAACAGAAGGCAAGCUUCAUGGUAUAUUAGUUGGGAGGGAAGUGUUUCCAGAUGGCAUUCUGUAUGGCUCACGUGAAUCACAUUAUUCUGUUUUCAAACCUGCACGAAUGUACAGGAUGGAAUGUGAAAAGGUCGACACUUUGGUCUCAGGUGAAAUUGAUUGCAAGGAUUUCAAAACUAAACUCCUUUGCCACGAGCAAGCCAGUAAUUAUCAACGUAAACAUUGGGAUGUUUUAGAGCUGAAGGAGGCUGUUAAAAUUAAAGAUGGUGAAUCGGAGGCUUAUAUUUCUGAAAUUGAGACUAUUAGUCAAGCAUAUGAAGAUAUGCAGACACAGAACCAACAUUUGUUGCAGCAGGUGGCUGAAAGGGAUGAUUAUAAUAUCAAGCAGGCCAAGCAAUUCAGCAAGAGGUUAAUUUAUUUAGUUGCAACAGAACACUUACCAAAGCAAGUUGAAGAAUCCAAAAUGGACAUGCCCAAAGAAAUUUUUCUUAAAGAUUACAAGCUUUUCUUGGGCACAACGGCGUCAGGUUGCUGCCUUCCUUCCAGGUAACAACUCUCCACUAAGUCCAUUUAUUGAAUUUCGGUUGGCUACGCUGCGUCGGACAUUCUUUAUCUGAGAUCACACACAUUCCUAUAGUUGCCUAUUUUGACUUUAUUGGUUUAAGAAACAUAAUGAAUAUAUUAAGUUGUUUCUUAACAUUCAUUCCCAUAUGAGGUUGCUUUUGAUCAUCAUGGCCAAUUGUUCUUUCGAUUUCUGUGUCUUUUGUCCAAAGAAUCAUGUUUUGAUGGUUGGUUCCUUUAGAGUGGUUCCAUCAUAGUUGGAAUUGUGAUUCUAUCUUGACAAGAAAUGUGAUAAUGAUUCGGUUUUUUCUCUUGACCACGAAAUCACGGUUUUGGAACAGAAAUGUGAUAAUUUUUUUUUUUGCAAAAAAUGACAAUUGCCGACCAAGAGUUUUGGUCGCAAAAAAUACAUCUAUUGCCGACCAAAAUAGCUCUUGGUCGUGGAAACUCACUUUUGCCGACCAAAA